GGCUCGACAGCGGGCACCGCGUCAUCUGGCAAGGCAGUGGGCACCGAGUCACCAGGCACAACAGUGGACUCUGAGUCAAUUGGCACGACAGCGGGCACCGGGUCAUCUGGCGCUGAAUCGUCUGGCUCGACAGCGGGCAUCGGGUCACCAGGCAUGACAGCAGGCACUGGGUCAUCAGGUACCGGAUCGUCUGGAUCGACAGCGGGCACCGGGUCACCAGGUAUGACAGCGGGCACUGGGUCACCAGGCAUCAGGUCAUUUGGCUCGCCACCGGGCACCGCGUCAUCUGGCAAGGCAGUGGGCACCGAGUCACCAGGCACGACAGUGGGCUCCGAGUCAACUGGCAUGACCGUGGGCACUGGGUCAGCCAUUGGAUCAUCUGGCCCGACAGCGGGCAUCGGGUCACCAGGCAUGACGGCGGGCACCGGGUCAUCAGGUACCGGGUCAUCUGGCGCUGGAUCGUCUGGCUUGACAGCGGGCAUCGGGUCAUCAGGCGUUAUAGGAUCAUCAGGCUGGAUCAGCUGGAUCAGUUCAUCAGGCUGGAUCAGUUCAUCAGGCUGGGUUCAGACAUCAGGCUGGAUCAGUUCAUCAGGCUGGAUCAGUUCAUCAGGCUGGGUACGGACAUCAGGCCGGGUAGAGACAUCAGGCUGAAGUGCGGG
Staurois parvus is the source of this 659-nucleotide messenger RNA. The record is from the annotation of a GenBank genome assembly. Lineage: Eukaryota; Metazoa; Chordata; Amphibia; Anura; Ranidae.